GCAGUCCCUUCCAGACAUUUCCACCCCUUUCCCUGGCGUCACCGGCUACAAUAAGUAGCGGAGAGAGUUCCGAGUAUGGCCUAUAGCCCUGUGUCCCGGAGCGGCAUGAACACUCAUCAGGGUUCCGUAAUGCCCACUAACAGCGACCCGCUUCCACCUGGCUGGGAGAUGAAGUUGGACCCACAGACCGGCUGGCCCUUCUUUGUGGAUCAUAAUAACAGGAUCACCACUUGGACUGACCCCCGGCUGCAGGACACCGGCAAGGUCAGCCAAGCUUUGGCCAAUGGCCCCUCGCAAGAAAGUCAAAAGCCCCUUCCCUUGAGAGAAGGCAAUGUCUAUUACCCUCAGCUGCGGCCUGGUUAUAUCCCUAUCCCCGUCAUGCACGAAGGGGCGGAAAGCAGACAGCAGCAUCCCUUCCAUGCUCUCCAUCAGCCGGGAAUGCAACGAGUGCGCUGUGAGCCAAUAUCUACACAGAACCGCCCCCAGUCCCCCCUGAGGAACUUUAAUCGGCCUCAGUCCCCCGCGUGGAGCGCGAGUGAAACACCGCAGGCCGACAGGCAAGGAAUGGGGUCACCUUCGCUGAGCAGAUCCCCACAAGGACCUUCGCCCCCUCCAUCGAUCGCAGAGUCACAGAGCCACCUCUCUCAGUCCCCCAGUAGACAAAGCGCUGGGAGUUACCCGCUGCCGCGUGGCUAUAUCCCUAUCCCUGUACUCCAUGAGGGAAAUGCACCGCGGCCUCCAUCACAGGCUUUCCAGACGCGCCCGAAGAAUCAUUACCCACAAGGAACAGUCGAUUACCAGACGCAUUAUCCAGUGUUUCACAAAAUUCAAGAUGAGAGGGACUCAAGGCCAGUACCGGUCCAGUCUACCAGAACCACAGCCAAACCAACAUCAAGUAGAGAAGGCUCACCCGUCCACAAUCUUUCUCAGUCACCUGCAACUAUCAAAGUGCUGCAUGCCAUGGAGAAGCCUCACGUCCAUCAGAUACCUCAGCCACGAGAGUCUUCACCAAAGCCUCCAGCAGAGAACAAACCAACUUCUCCAACCAGGGAUCAGCUUCAAGGGCAAAUCCCCAUACAAGUACUUCUACAGGAGAAAGUCUGUAAGUCCCCUCCGCCAACAGCAGCUCCAACAAGGGAAGAGGAGAAGGUUCCGGCCCCUGUUCCAAUGGCCCCUCCAGAAAUAAUACCUGUUGUUCCUGCCCCUGUUCCAAUGCCUCCUCCAGAAGUAAUACCUGUUGUUCCUGCCCCUGUUCCAAUGCCCCCUCCAGAAGUAAUACCUGUUCCCUCCCCUGUUCCAAUGCCCCCUCCAGAAGUUCCACCUGUUCCACAGGAACCAGCCCCCGAGAAGGCAGCAGAAGUGCCAGAACCUCAACACAAACACCCCGGUGUCCUUCAGGUCGAGAGGAUCUUGGAGCGAAUAAAGCCCAUGGAGCAAGCCGUCACUGGCUUUCGGGGCCGCAAAAAUGAGAAAGCUUAUUUGAUACUGGAGGAAGAUCUCACAAAAGUGCUGCUGGCUCUGGAUUCGGUAGAUCCUGAAGGGCGAGUAGAUGUGCGUCAGGCAAGAAGGGAUGGUGUCAGAAAAGUCCAGAAAGUUCUGGAAAUACUGGAACAGAAAGCGUCCGAGAACUCCCAGUGUAGCCAGGGUUCGGACUCGGCUGGCGGCUCGCAAGAUUCCAUGGAUGUAGAUAACACAGUGUACAGAAGUAGUGGAGCGACGCAAAACGCGCAAAUGGAACCUGCGGCCAGUUCGGUGGGACACUAGGCGCCCGCUUUUGGGAAGAAAGAUGAACUUGACGACGUGGGUUGGAAUUGAGUUUAGCUGCAUGCGUUUGGAACAUUUCUACAUCUCUUGCUUUUUCACUCCACUAUAAGAAGCAUGAACACCGCAAACCUGGGAUAUUUAUCCAACAUACUCAAUGCUUGAAUGGACUUUGCACUCAGUCAGCAACCACUGGGGUUAUUCGCCAAAGUACUACUGCCCAAGUAUCCACUGGGUUAUUUACACUUACAUAAAGAGAUAUCUGUGUGCUGAAUUACACCCGCUGUUAGUACUGUUCAUUGCUCAUGUUUGGCAUUUCAUGUGUAGAGUUUUAUAACAGAUAUCAAAUCUUAUUUCAUGAAUGGCAAAACACUGUAGACAUGGUUUAUUUUACAAACUCCACUUACUGUACCAGCCCAGAGGUGCAGCAGCCCUAUAACAGGUCCAGGUCAUUAGGGUUGCCCCCAGCAGCUCCCCAUCUUGGAUCUUGUUAGGCCAUCUUUUGUGUGUCAGUGGCACUGCACGUGCUCAGUAGGCUCUGGGCUGCUGCUAAUGUAACUAUAUGGGUAGCUACUUUGUUAAGCUUUAUUUCUCCAUUAGCUCAUUUCACUACUGUUGGGGUGAUAUGGUGCAGCCAUAGCUGCUUUCACUACUGCUGAUUCUGAAUAAUGGCUGCUAUUGCACGUGGAACCUAGGGAGCCGAGGUAUCUGUAACCUGUGAUGUAUAAUUGAAUGGGCUGUCGAGCUUCUCAUAGAAGGAAACCUAUUUCAUAUGAUGUUGCAUAUAUGUGCUGCUCAGUUCCCAUAUAAUAUAAGCAAAGCAGACUGGCAUCUCCCACACUGCUGCUCACGCUAUGAGAAUGGAAAGUCUACACAUACGGCAUAUUUUACUUGGAAUAUGUAGCAGAAUCAUUUUUCGUACCUGGGCGUCAUUUUAAAGCCCAAUUGUCCCUUUAGGAAACACCUAUAGAGCAUGGCUGGCAGUUACCUGAUACUCUGC
Messenger RNA from Xenopus tropicalis (tropical clawed frog), 2761 nucleotides. RefSeq names its product BAG cochaperone 3 (gene bag3). Gene Ontology annotation, cellular component: cytoplasm. NCBI's taxonomy places the organism in Eukaryota, Metazoa, Chordata, Amphibia, Anura, Pipidae. Gene Ontology annotation, molecular function: protein-folding chaperone binding. The record is from RefSeq and is marked provisional.